Oikopleura dioica is the source of this 378-nucleotide messenger RNA. NCBI's taxonomy places the organism in Eukaryota, Metazoa, Chordata, Appendicularia, Copelata, Oikopleuridae. The record is from the annotation of a GenBank genome assembly.
AUGGCCUCAAGCGUGCUGCCCAUAAACGAUUUCGAGAGCCCAAAUGAGGGGGGCAGCGUUGCUUCUUACCAGGAGAAGCUGGCCGAAUUCGACAGAUUCUACACGAGCUAUGUUUAUUUGGAAAUUGCGAGGACGAUCAAAAUUGUUGAUAAUUAUGAAAAACUGCACCAGAUGAAUGAAACGAAAAGAAUCCAAAAGAAGACGCUCAAGAUAAAGGACGAGAGUAACCACAGAUUGAAGACCGAAAUAAGCGAAUUAGAGAGAGAAGAAAAAGAGCUGAGGGAGAAACUUGAGCAAUCUCGUAAAGAACGACUAGCGUAUGAAAAGGAACUCAAGUCUCUUGCUGCUUCUAAAAAGAAGCAAGAAUCUGGAAAGUAA